GUGACGCAUGUGUGUGUACUGGCGUGGCUGGGUGCUCCCUCUAGCGUGUAUAUGGUGUGAGGUGUUCAGUACACCGUGAGGCCCCGCGGGUGGUGGUAACGUCCCUCUCUCAAACACCUGUCGCACUACCCCUGCACCACCACACCUCCCUCUAGUCGGGGAAUAGGUAAUAGUGUCAGAAGGAGUCAUUGAUGGAGAGAUGAUAACGGAAUCCUCAUGUUUUCUCCCGGAGGAAAUAUUUGUGUUGAAUCAGUCCUUACUUUGAGAGGUAACCAUCAGUCAUGAAUUUUUUAAAUGAAACAGGUUGACAAAAAUGGGAGACAAUGAGAGGGAGCGUGAGCAGGUGACUGUAGUAGUGCUGGGCGAUCUGGGUCGUUCCCCACGCAUGAAUUACCAUGCUCUUUCACUCUCGGAAGAAGGCUUUGAGGUCAACCUUGUGGGAUUUGCAGGCUCCAAGCCUCAAAUAGAAGUCCUUAAAGAUGAACAUAUCACCCUUACAUACAUGAGACCAUCCCCUGAUGUAUUUAACAAGCUUCCUAAAUUACUAGCUUUUGUUGCCAAAGUUAUCUGGCAAACAAUAAUUCUGUUUUUCACAUUACUCACUGGGCCAAGAAGCAAAAUCCUCCUCUUGCAAAACCCACCAGGAGUCCCAGCUAUGCCUGUGUGUUGGCUGUACUGUUUACUCUCUAGAACCAAGUUUCUUGUGGACUGGCAUAACUACGGUUAUACUAUCCUUGCUCUUUCAUUAAGAAAGAAUCACCCUCUCGUGUUUAUCUAUCGAGUUGUAGAAAGAUUAUUUGGUAAGCUAGCACAUGGUGGAUUGUGCGUUACAAAAGCUAUGAAGAUUGAUUUAGAGCAAAACUGGGGAAUUGGGAAAUUAUCAGUGUUGUAUGAUCGUCCAGCUGAAAGGUUCCAUCCAAUAUCAAUCGAGGAGAAACAUAACUUCCUCAUGAAGCUGUCUUCAACAUACUCUUGUUUUUCUGGUUCUUCACCAGACAAGACAGUCUUUACAGAGAGAUACGCAGAUGGGAGAGUAUCAGAAUGUGAAGAUCGACCAGCGCUUAUUGUGUCUUCUACAAGUUGGACUGAAGAUGAAGAUUUUUCUAUUCUUUUCUAUGCUCUGCAAGAUUAUGAGCGUGUACGGCAGGAGUUUCCCAGUCACUACCCUCCUCUUAUAGUUGCAGUUACGGGCAAAGGUCCCCUAAAGUCUUACUACACGUCAAUGAUGUCGGAGCAGCAAUGGAUGCACGUUGCAGUUAUUACCCCUUGGAUGUCUGCUGAAGAUUAUCCUACAUUGCUUGCCUCUGCUGAUUUUGGAGUAUGUUUACACUAUUCCUCAUCAGGACUGGACUUACCCAUGAAAGUGGUGGACAUGUUUGGAAGUGGUAUCCCAGUAGCAGCUAUAGAUUACCCUGCCCUUCCUGAAUUAGUACACCACAAUGAAAAUGGACUUAUCUUCAAAAGUAAGAAGGAACUCGCCAAUCUCUUGCAGGACUGGUUUCGUGGAUUUCCUCGUGAAACUGCAAUAAAAGAAACUUACUAUGAUUUUUACAAGAGUAUUGAUGAAUUUCGAAAACUAAAGUGGCAUCCAUGCUGGAUGUGUAAUGCUCUCCCACUUUUCAAGAACAAGAAGCAAGAGUGAAAUAUUUGUAUUAUUGAUAAACUAUUUUGUUGUAAAGUAGAAAUCAAUGAAUAAUUCUGCAUUUCUAGAAUAAUGCUGCAAAAAGAACUGCAGUUUUAUUUGGUUUCAGUACAAGACAAUAUGGGCAUUGAUGAUCAUUGUCUGAUGUAAUGUAAUUAUAAUUUUUUUUAUGAAAUAUUAGUAUGCAGUUGAAUGUUAAGUUUUGAUAUAUUACAAAUGAUUUAUGAAUUUA
Procambarus clarkii (red swamp crayfish) is the source of this 1874-nucleotide messenger RNA. NCBI's taxonomy places the organism in Eukaryota, Metazoa, Arthropoda, Malacostraca, Decapoda, Cambaridae. The record is from RefSeq and is a predicted model, not a curated record.